UGGAAAUAACGUCCAUAGUCUACUAAGCAUCUCUAGCUAGUAAGGGAAAUCACUGGUAGGAAUGGGGCACCUGCUUGUUCUGCUCCUCUGUUCGUACAUUGUCCUAGGUUCUGCUACUCAGGUCCCAACCACUGAUGCAGAUUGUAAUGACGUCAAUACAUUUGAGGCAGUAGAUGAGGCACUUAGGUCCUACAACAACGCAAAAGGAGAAGGUAAUCAAUUUGUUCUCCACAGAAUAACAGAUGCCAAAUUAAAGCAGGAUGAAGGAGAUGGCCAGAUGCAUUAUUUUGUUGAGCAUGAAAUCCAUGAAGGUUCGUGUGGAGUGAAGAGUGGUAAAACGUGGCAAGAAUGUGCAUUCCUGGCAUCUAAAGCAGAUCGGGGCAAGUGUUCAGCACACGUUAUAGUUAACAAAGAACUGAAGGUCAGGAGUGUGGUGUCUCAGAACUGCAGCAGCACUAAAGAUUCAUUUCCAGUGGAGCCUCCUGUGACGGCUGUUCAUCACCAGUGCCUUGGGUGUCCUCAACCAAUAGACUUGAACAAUGAGGAGUUACUGCACUUCGUACAUUCUACUAUAGAAAAAAUGAACACGGAGGGAAGCCAUCCAUUCUACUUUGAUUUUGAGACUAUAGUGAAUGCCACUAACCAGGUGGUGAGGGGAUGGAAUUACAAUAUAAAUUACCUUAUCAGACAAACAAACUGCUCCAAAACAAACUUUACAAGCAAACAUUUUGCAGAAUGCCAAAUUGACAAAAAUGGAGAAUCCGGUGAAUGCGCUGUGCAACUGUCUAUAACCUCCAAUGGCCAAGUUAAUGACCUUCAGAUGGAAUGUAGAUCAAAGACUGGAGUUUGCCUGAAUUGUCCUGUACCAGUGGAUUCUCAGGAUCCUGAGAUUCUAUCUUUGUUAGUACAAGUAAUGGAUGAAUACAAUUCCAACAGCAGCCAUAUAGAGGAACUUUAUAGUAUUUCCAGUGUUCAAUAUGCUACAAAAAAGGGUUUUUACAGACUAUUAUAUGAAUUGACUUUUACUAUAAAGCCGACCAACUGUUCUAAGCCAAACUAUACCAUACUGGCAGAUGAAUGUGACUUCAUACCAGAUGCUGAUCAUCAGUCUUGCAGUACAGAAAUUAGCGUUACAGAGGAGAUGAUGAAAGUUCUUUCAGCUCCUGAAUGUCACCAGGCAAGAAAUUUUUCUUUACGUAUAGGGGGAUUUUCUCCUUUUCGCAAGGCUUCAAAGAACAUUAAAAAUAACAUUGUGAAACCCUCCAAGUCUUUAAAACCACUGCAGCAAUCAAGAGAAAAUAGGCAUGGACAUAAUAAUAAAGAACAAAAACAUGGAAAGAAAGAGAAAAAAGACAAACGCAAACCUAAACAUGAUCAUAAAGAUGUUGACACCUCAGAGGAACCAGAAGGCACCAUUAAUAAAUCCACUCAGGACUUCGGAAAUUCACAUGAACUUCCUGUGCAUACCAUUCAUCAGGAAGUUUCCUCAAACUCAAGAUGCCCUGGCAAGGUGUGGCAACCGAUAACUUUAAUUCCAGAGAUGCCUACAGUUAAAACAUUUAGCAUCGAUGAUCUUGCUUUUGCCGUUGAUGAUUUAACACCUCUGUCAGGACAAGACACAGAAAAGAAUGAGCCUGAUCUCCAAAAAGAAAUAUCGCUUUUUAAUGAUGAAGACCUGUUAGAUUAAACCAACCAUGAAAGAACAUGAAAAUAAACCAAUGAAUGAGAACACAAAUGUCUAAGCUGCAGUUUUGCGCCAUUUAUAUCUUUAAAGCCAUCUCUACAAAAUAGUAUAGCUGCUAUAAUAAAUCCAAUUGCAAACAAA
Molecule: messenger RNA, 1825 nt
Organism: Pseudophryne corroboree (corroboree frog)
Lineage: Eukaryota; Metazoa; Chordata; Amphibia; Anura; Myobatrachidae
Gene: KNG1
Product: kininogen 1
Exons: 10
Coding region: 62-1687 (541 amino acids)
Biological process (GO): positive regulation of cytosolic calcium ion concentration; negative regulation of blood coagulation; negative regulation of endopeptidase activity
Cellular component (GO): extracellular region; blood microparticle
Molecular function (GO): cysteine-type endopeptidase inhibitor activity
Source: RefSeq, a predicted model, not a curated record